AAUUCAAACAGGAGUUUUGCAAGCUAUAUGGGAUGACUUUUGAGUCUCUUCUGAACAUUUUCUUGCAAGCUGGCUUGUCUGCACUCAAAACACCAUUUUGUUAUGAAGAUGAUUGCACAAAAGAAGACCCACUAUCACAGGAGCUCUUCCGCAAACUAGCAAUGCCUUUGCCAUUAUCGAAGCAGCAUCACUCGAAGCUGGUCUGUUACAUAACAAAUGACUUAAUGGACACUGAGAAUCCUCCACUAGUCCCGCCUAAUGGAUAUGUCUACAGCACAAAGGCUAUGGAAGAAAUGGCCAGAAAAAUAAUGGGGUGAUUCAAUGUCCAAGAACCGGAGAUAUAUGCAAUUUCUCCAGCUUAGUCAAGUCGUACAUUUCAUGAAUCCUUCUUCUUCGGGAUCACCCUUGUCAUCAAUUACUCUAUUAUCUCUUUCGCAGUUAUUAGGUGGGCAUUAUUGUACAUAUGAAACAUGUUUGUACUUUUUUUCUAAUAAGUCACAUAUUUCUUGAAACAUUUACCAAAUUUCUUAAUGAGUGGUUUAUUUCUUGUAUUGUU
This is a messenger RNA of Impatiens glandulifera, 556 nucleotides long. RefSeq names its product protein MAEA homolog. Gene Ontology annotation, cellular component: GID complex; nucleus; cytoplasm. The record is from RefSeq and is a predicted model, not a curated record. Gene Ontology annotation, biological process: proteasome-mediated ubiquitin-dependent protein catabolic process. Gene Ontology annotation, molecular function: ubiquitin protein ligase activity. The transcript has 3 exons. Bases 33 to 317 code for a protein of 94 amino acids. NCBI's taxonomy places the organism in Eukaryota, Viridiplantae, Streptophyta, Magnoliopsida, Ericales, Balsaminaceae.